Messenger RNA from Lepus europaeus (European hare), 981 nucleotides. RefSeq names its product olfactory receptor 10A3. The coding region runs from base 1 to 981 and encodes 326 amino acids. Lineage: Eukaryota; Metazoa; Chordata; Mammalia; Lagomorpha; Leporidae. Gene Ontology annotation, cellular component: membrane. Gene Ontology annotation, molecular function: G protein-coupled receptor activity; olfactory receptor activity. The record is from RefSeq and is a predicted model, not a curated record. Gene Ontology annotation, biological process: G protein-coupled receptor signaling pathway. The transcript has a single exon.
AUGCCCAUAAAAACGAUAUUGGGCUCACCUAUGGCAAUGAAACGACAGAAUCAAAGCUCUGUGGUUGACUUCAUCCUCUUGGGGUUUUCCAACUUCCCUGAAUUCCAAGAGCAGGCCUUUGGGCUUUUCUUGAUCAUUUAUCUGGUGACUCUGGUAGGAAAUGUCAUCAUUAUAGUUGUCAUCUCCCUGGACCAGAGCCUCCACGUCCCCAUGUACCUGUUCCUCCAGAACUUAUCUGUGGUGGAGGUGAGUUUCAGUGCAGUCAUUGUGCCUGAAAUGCUGGUGGUCCUCUCUGCUGAGAAGGCUACGAUUUCUUUUGCGGGCUGCUUUGCACAAAUGUACUUCAUUCUUCUUUUUGGUGGAACUGAGUGUUUCCUCCUAGGAGUCAUGGCUUACGACCGAUUUGCUGCAAUCUGCCAUCCUCUGAGCUACCCAAUGAUUAUGAACAGAUGCGUUUUUAGGAAACUGGUCGUGUUCUCAUGGGUCUCAGGAAUUCUGGUGGCCACUGUGCAGACCACAUGGGUAUUUAGUUUCCCCUUUUGUGGCCCCAAUGAAAUUAACCAUCUCUUUUGUGAAACUCCCCCAGUUUUAGAGCUCACAUGUGCAGAUACCUUCCUGUUUGAAAUCUAUGCCUUCACAGGUACCAUUUUGAUCGUUACAGUUCCUUUCUUACUGAUUCUCUUGUCUUACAUUCGAAUUCUCUCUGCCAUCCUGAAGAUGCCAUCAAGUACUGGGAGACAAAAGGCCUUUUCUACCUGUGCUUCUCAUCUCACAUCCGUCACCCUCUUCUAUGGCACGGCCAAUAUGACUUAUAUACAACCCAAAUCCAGCUACUCACCAGAAACCAAGAAGCUGAUGUCACUGGCUUACUCACUGCUCACACCUCUGCUGAACCCACUCAUCUACAGCUUGCGAAACAGUGAGCUGAAAAGGGCUUUGAAGAAAUUAUGGCAAAGAAAAGUGAUUUUACACACUGUCUGA